This is a messenger RNA of Mus musculus (house mouse), 2111 nucleotides long. RefSeq names its product telomere repeat binding bouquet formation protein 2 (gene Terb2). NCBI's taxonomy places the organism in Eukaryota, Metazoa, Chordata, Mammalia, Rodentia, Muridae. The record is from RefSeq and is marked validated. Bases 18 to 674 code for a protein of 218 amino acids. The transcript has 7 exons. Gene Ontology annotation, cellular component: nuclear inner membrane; chromosome, telomeric region; nuclear membrane.
AGGAGUCAGGUGGCGCCAUGUUCCAGGGGCAGCGUGGUUGGUUCUGCGGCAGUGUCAGUCAGGACCUGAGGCAAAUCUGGGAGGACGAAGGCGGGAUGGUCAGCGACGUGAAGGCCGCCGACUUCCUGUUUAGCUGUGAUGCCUCGCACCCUGACACGCUGAGAAUAUAUCAGAGCCUCGAGUACAUAGAAGAUAAUGCUACAGUUUUUCAUGCCUACUAUCUUGCUGCAAUAGCUAAUACUGAAAUGAAAAAUUCAGUGGCCUUAGGCCAUUUUGUUCUUCCUCCUGCAUGUCUGCAAAAAGAAAUACGAAGAAAAAUUGGUAGUUUUAUUUGGGAACAAGAUGAAAAAUUUCAGAUAGAAAAGCAUGACAGAAUGGCAUCAAGUGAUAAGGAGAACAUUAGACCAACACCAGAACACAAACAAGAACUGUCCAAAAGUGCAGAGCAUCAUCUCACAAGGACUCCGGUUAUAGAGAAGCAGAUGUGCUUCCCGCUCCAUAGUUAUCCAGUGAACAACAUGGUGACAGGCUAUAUAUCAAUUGAUGCCUUGGAGAAAUUCCUUGGAGAAUUACAUGACUUCACUCCUGGUAGCUCAGGAUAUUUGGCAUAUCAUAUUCAAGAUGAAAUUAAUAUGUCUGCUAUAAAAAACAAAUUAAGAAGGAAACUAAGUUAAGCUGUACUUACAUCUGGACACUUGCUUUUUUUUAUAAAAUAGUAUGAUGUGUAUAAUUUAAACGUGAAAGGAGAAAGAAUUAUUUUCUUUCUUAAUAUGUGUCCUGAGAAAACUUAGAAUCAUUUGACCACUGAAUUUUGUGACAUAUUCAUAAGUUGUGAGUUAUUGUCAUCCAAAUACACUUAAAACAACUCUGUCAAAGGUUCCUUGAUUUUGACUUUAAUAUUGUAUAUAUUUUUCUAGGUUCAAUAUUGAAAUGCUAGCCUUUAUUGUGCUGUUGGGUUAUUUUGAUUUAAAAUAAACUAGGAGACUAUACUUGAACUGUAAAUGUUUAUUUCUGAAACAUAGUGAGUCAGGUGCCUGACAAUCCCGUGGUGAAGCUUGAGGCCAGCACCAGGGCUUAUGAGGAAAUGAAGCCCUUGUGAGGUGUCUUGCCAGAGUGACUAAAUGAGGCACAACCCAAUCUGGAAUGUGACUUUCCUGAUUUUCCAAGCUGGUUUUCCUGUAUGGCCAUGCUGGAGCCUCUGUAUCAGGAUCUGUGUAUCGCAUGUGUUACUCAAGCUGACCUCUAGCUCCAAGUAAAGUUCUCACCUCAAUGCAUUCCAAAUCAACUGAAACUGUAGCUGUGUGCUUCUGGAGCUAGCUUUGUGUCUUACAUAAAUCUAGAAAUGUGGCGAUCUCAAGAAGGCAGUUUUGCUGGGUUUGGUACUGACCUGUAAUUUUAGGUACUUGGAUGACUGAGGCAGGAGCAUAGAAAGCCCUAGCCAGCCUGGGCAACUUCCUAAGUCCCUGUCUCAGAGUUAAAAGUUAGAAGAGGCCAGUUACAAAGCCUCUAUACAGCGUGUAGAAGGUCCUGUGUUCAAGCCCAUGAAACCACUUCUUUACUUAGAGUUUGGUGGGCUAAUUACUUUCUGUAGACAUAAGUGGAAUUCUUUUGAAGAUGUCUACUUAGACCUGCUUGUUCUUCUGGCGGGCAUAGAAUUAUCUAAAGAAAAUGUUUUUGUCUUGUGUGUGGGUUAUUUGGAUGCGUGUGAGCCUCAGCUCUACCUUUUCCCUACAACUCAAACUUCAGAACAUAAAAUUGUAACACAAAUCUCAGCCUCAGUGCUUGAGAAUUAUUUUUUUUGUCUGUGUGUUAGUUUUUCCUUAUUUAUUUUUGUGUCUGUGGUUAAGUCCUUCUGAACUUAUAAAUAAAAAAAAUCUGAUAAUUAUCUUUUCCUGAAACAUUAAAUAUUGUCUCUUCCUGAACACUUUAUCUUAGUCAUGUUCUAUUGAUUAGGUUUUACAUAGAAACCAAGCCUACCUGUAGAUUUAAAAUUAAUAAUUAAAAGUAUUACGUAAGUUUACACUAAGUUGUUUACAUUGGUAUUAUUUUAAGAGUAUUUAAUGUUUCUCCAACAUGUACAUGGAUUAACAUAGUGAAUAAAAACCUCCAAC